AUGGAAGCGAAGACGCCGAGAAGUACAAAGAAUUAUAAUGAUCUUGAAGUAUUCCUAGGUAUGGUCGAUUCAUUAGAGCCUACACUUAAAAAUCCUUUCGAGGAAGCAAUCAAAGCUAUGGCUUCUGGACAUAAUAAUGAGAAAGAAAAGAAAAGAAGGCGUCCUCGUCGUGCGAACAGGAUGAAAGUGUAUGACAACGGGUACAUAUUCACCUAUGAUAAAGACUCGCAAUGUGGUCAGAGAAGUUUUUGGCGUUGUGAAAGAAAAACAGAAUGUCCUGCACGUGUACACACAAAUCCCCUUACAAACCAAAUCAUUAAAAGAAUUAAUUCACACACUCAUGAGCCAUCUAUUCUUGACGAAUUACCACCGUGGUUGUUAGUAAGCGAAGAUGCUUCUACUUCUACUUCCGAUCCAACCGUGCAAACGGGAGUGAUCCUACCCCAAUAUUCCUCUUCUCUUGGAGUAUCCUCCAGUAUCUUUCUUGAAGAAAAUACUUUGGAAGUUCAAGAUAGUACUUCAUCUGAAACAUGCACAGUAAUGAAAGAUGAAAUAGGUGACACAAUACUCUUCAGUCCGAAUAACAAGAAGUUGAGAAGAGAUCAAUCACUUGAAAUGAGUGAAAAAACAUAUCUUGAGACUGAAGAUCCUGAAGCUUUUUGGAACAUUUUCAAUAUGACUAAGCGUAUAAUUAGAAUGAUAAGGAAUGAUCGCAGCGAUGGUUUCAUGGCCAAUCAGCAUUUUCCUGUACUCGGCGAUUCUAUUUUGUCUGCUUCCUGUUCUCCAACUUCAUCUUCAAAUGUUCUGACGGUUUACAUCGCACCAGCUGAUAUGCAUGAAGAAGAUCCUGUGUAUCAAAUGAUCAGUUUGUACGACAAAACUCAGCAAGAGUUACGAUCGUUAGUUGAAAAACGCGGUCUAAUUAAAAGCUCAGAAAUAGACACAAUUUGUAUAAAUGGUCCGAAUGGUAUCAAUGUGGAAUUAACCGAUGAAGUGAGUGUUCUCUUCUUGAGGAUGACAUCUAAUUUCGGUUUUGGGAAAGGCCAGAAGGUCAUUCAAGUAACAACUGGUUUCCCCUAA
Molecule: messenger RNA, 1080 nt
Organism: Auanema sp. JU1783
Lineage: Eukaryota; Metazoa; Nematoda; Chromadorea; Rhabditida; Rhabditidae
Source: the annotation of a GenBank genome assembly